CAAAACACUUCAGAAAGAUAACAUUCGUUGAGAUUGCUAACCCAUUUAAAAAUUAUUGUAAUUUACAACUUAAUUUUAGGCGUUUAUUUUGUUUUAAUUACGUUUUCCAACUACACUCAUGCGAGCGCGUAUUCCGUUAUGUUCAGACUAUUCGCGGUAAUCAUAUUAUUCAUACUUGGGGUUUUUACUUCAGGCAAAUGUCAAUCCGACAAUGAAGAAGAUCUAUACCGGUUACCCGGCGAUACCGUGCCGGUUUUUUACCUUUUACGAUGUGGCCCCGACUUUGAUAGACCACCGCCUAAUUUCCCGUUUGUCGGCUACGUGGAAAUCACUAUACUGGUGAAGCGGAUUACCCAAGUGAUAACAUUGAACGCCGUGCAAAUCGAAGUGGGCGAAAUCAAGAUCGAGGAAUGCAUUACUCAAACACCGAUCGGCGUAAUUGGUCAACAGUUCACAGACUAUGAACGAUUGAAGAUCUACACUGAAAAGCCAUUGCUGGUCGGUCGAAAUUACCGGGUGACAAUUCCAUUUCAAGGGUUGCUCAGGGCUGAUAUGACCGGAUUCUAUAAGAGUUCAUACAAAGUGGACGGUAUUUUACAGUGGGCAGCUUCAACACAAUUAGAGCCUACGUACGCUAGGAGAAUGUUCCCAUGUUACGACGAACCUGCUUACCGAACACCGUUCAGCAUUAGUAUCGCGAGGAGAGUCCAUCAAAUGUCUUUGUCUAAUAUGGAACUCAAUUCCACAGUAUUCAUUGGAUAUCCUAAUUGGAUAGUCGAUAGCUACAAAACUACUCCACCGAUUUCAACGUACAUGGUGUCAAUGUUCGUUGGUAAAUUCGAUGGAAAUACGAAUGAGAUGCCAGACGACUUAACCGUUAACAUUUACACGCGUAGUAAAUACGCUACUCAAAUAGAUUAUGCUCUCGAGAAAAUCCCAAUGUUACUUGAUGCCAUGGAAAACUUCACCAGGAUACCAUAUGAGUGGCCCAAAACGGACAUUGUGGCUGUGCCAGACUUUGGGGGCUCAGGAACGGAGAAUUGGGGCUUGAGUGCCUUUCGGGAGAAGUAUCUGUUUGUCAAUGGAAAUUCGUCGGCCAGAGCUAAAGUCAAAGUCACUUCAAUGAUUCAACACGAACUGGCUCAGCAGUGGUUCGGCAAUCUAGUCACUUGUUCCUGGUGGAAAGAUGUAUGGUUAAAAAAAGGAUUCGCCGUAUUCUUUCAAUACUUCAUCAUUCAAUCUAUAUAUCCCGAAUGGCGCAUGGACAAGUUAUUUGUAAUUGAACAACACCAAACCGCACUGGCCUUAGAUCAGCUACCAGCUCAUCCUGUCAGUUGGUCAGUGCUAAGCACAGAAGACAUCGACGACAUGUUCGACCAAAUAACGUACAAUAAAGCUGCAGCUGUUUUGAGAAUGUUAAAAAACACUGUCGGAGAGACCAAUUUUCGAGUACCGCUGACGUUGUAUUUGAAUCAAUCCGAGUUCGGCUCGGCAAGUUCGAGAGAUUUGUGGGCGAUUUUUGACAACUAUUACUUUGAUAACCGAUUUGAACUGGACAAACGUGUGCCGUUUACCUAUUUCAUGAUGUCAUGGACCGAACAACCGGGAUAUCCUGUCGUACACGUGAAGAACACAAACGAGGGGUUUACUAUUACUCAAGAAAAGUUCACAGUGUACCCGACCAACGGUACGGACGCUUCGAAAUGGUUUAUCGGGUUGACUUAUACAACUGAUAAAGUUAAAAACUUUGAAAAUUUGACAUCAACAGUUUGGAUGGACAUGGCGAAGAACAUGACCGUUAAGAUGAAAGACAAUGCGAAAUGGUUCAUUUUUAAUUUACAAUCGUCUGGUUUUUACAGAGUGAAUUACGCCAGUGACAAUUGGUUGGCUUUGAUACAACAGUUAAACGAAUCCUAUCGUGAAGUACACGUUCUCAAUCGGGCCCAGCUUAUAGACGAUUCUUUCAACUUGGCAAGAGCUGGUCUGCUUAAUUAUUCUAUACCGUUGGAGCUGUCGAAGUACUUAGAAAAAGAAGAAGACGCCAUACCUUGGUAUUCGUCCAUACUCAGUUUUUCUUAUUUACUGGAAAGAAUGAGACGCAGCGUGGACGGUUAUGACUAUUUAAAGGAUUAUGUGCGUAACUUGGCCGAAAUAAUUUAUGUGAAAGCGGAAACGUCUGUACAGGAAUACGAUAAAGACCAAUAUGAAGCGCUAAUCAAGUGGAAUGUAUUCUCUGCGUGGGCUUGUUCUCUAAACAGUCAAAAAUGUGUUAGGAACAAUUUGGAGUAUUUCAAGAGGUGGCAGUCGGGAAAAGACAUACCAGCGGAUAUCAAGGAUGCUGCUUUCUGUGUGGGUGUGAUGGCUAGUAACAUGUCGGCGACUUGGGAUGAUAUGUUAGAUGUGUACACCAGCACUAACUCUAUCUCGGAAAAGGAAUCUGCGCAAACAGCGUUGACGUGCACGUCCAAUCCACGACUGCUUAACAGAUAUUUGAAUUUCAUUUUCGACGGUGCAAAAAGUCCAGUACGGUUGCAAGACUUCAGGGACAUAUGUACCGCCAUGGUCUCAACACCCAUAGGCAUUGAAGUACUCACCGAUUUCCUUAUGAAUAAUUUAGAACAAAUCGUCAGAAGAGUACCUGACGGUGAAGAAGUUGUUAAAUUCAUAUACGCUACCCUUGCUUCAAAAGUGUCCCUCGACAGAGAAAUAAUCAAGCUAUACAAACUGAAGUCCGUUCCCGAGUUACCACAAUCGCUUAAGAAGUCUUUUGAGAGAUCUUAUCGCCUCGUCGAACUCAAUAUUUACUGGUUCAACGAGUAUCACGAUUCAGUCAAUCUAUGGUUGGGAGUGCCAGUGUUGCCCGACGAGCCAACGACUCUUGCUCCAACACAUAGGACGACCCAACCUACACAUUUUACUACUAACGCAACCACAGCACAAUAUACGACAAAUGCUACAACAGUGCCGUAUGACAAAGACACUACUGAAGAUUAUGACGACAUAGAAAUUUCGUCGGGUAACUCGCAUUACAAUAGCUUGUUUAUACUAAAAUUGGUUAUUUUGUUUGUUGUAUUAAAACUUUUUGAAUGUCUCAAAAUGUUGUUCAAAUUUCUUACUUUUUACGCCUUAGUUCAGGGCUUAAAUGGAUUUAAUACAUUUUUACCCACUGCUACGGUUCCAAAGUCAUAUUCUCUAGCUAUAUCGCCGAAUUUCGAAAAUAAAGAUGCCUCGUUUGUCGGUUUAGUAGAAAUACUCAUUCAAACUGAAAUGAUCACUGGUGAAGUGAUCUUGCAUUCAAAAGAUUUACAAAUCACGUCAGUUAAUGUCACCAAAGUUAGCACUAGUCGUGAGAUCACUGUAAAAGAAUGGAAAUUCAUUCAAGAAGACGAACAAGUAAAGAUUGUGUUGGAUAAUAUGUUACCACCAAAUGAGGAAUACAUGAUAGCUAUCAGAUUUAAUGGUUCACUCAGAAACGACAUGACCGGAUUUUACAAAAGCUCGUACAGCCAAUCGCAAACCGGCGCAGAAAAUUUCUUAGCCGUUACUCAGUUUGAGGCAACAUAUGCGAGAAGUGCGUUCCCUUGUUACGAUGAACCGCACUAUAAAGUGCCCUUCAAUAUUACAGUUGGUGUUCCUGACAAGCAAAUUGCAUUGUCAAACAUGCCACUAUUGUAUAAAGAUCAAAAAGAUGUUUAUGCAUUGGAUUCUGGCCGUAGGUUGACAUGGUACCAUUUUCAGCAGACACCCCCAAUAUCAACAUACUUAGUAGCGUUCUUUGUCGGUGAUUUCGUUAGUUGGGAUUCGAGUUCGAAAGUGAAUGUGUACACCCGCAACGAUAACUAUUAUUUAAAACAGACUAAAUAUGCUCUAGAUGUUGCUCCUAAACUACUCAAAGCAAUGGAAUUGUUUACUGGAAUUAAAUACGAAUUACCAAAAUUGGAUCUGGUAGCCUUACCCGAUCUGGGAUUCGGAGCUAUGGAAAACUGGGGAAUGAACACUUUUAGGGAAAGAUUACUUUUAUUGCCUGAAGAUUCGACAACGCUGUACAAAGGAGCCGUUACUAAAAUAAUACAGCACGAGUUGUCUCAUCAAUGGUUUGGUAAUCUGGUCACAUGCGACUGGUGGGAUUACGUUUGGUUAAACGAAGGUUUUGCAACGUUUUUUGAAUACUUCGCUACAGCAACAGUAGAACCUGAUUGGCAAUCGCCAGAAUUUUUUGUUGUUGAACAACAUCAAACUGGUUUGGAGUACGAUCAGAUAGCAAGGCAUGCGUUAUCGAACAAAGUGUCCACUCCUGAAGAAAUAGAUAAUACUUUUGAUCAUAUAACGUACAAUAAAGGAGGCUCAGUGUUAAGAAUGUUGUACAGUUAUGUUGGAAAAGAUGUUUUUAAAGAAGCUUUGAAUUUGUAUUUGACCAAACAUAUGGAGGAAUCGGUAAGACCGAGUGAUCUUUGGGAUGCAUUUGAAAAAACAUUGGCUAAAUGCAAACAAACAUUAGUUAAAGACCAUACUGUAAACGAAGUCAUGAGCACGUGGACCGAGCAAUCUGGUUAUCCGGUGGUAAAUGUGACAAAAGCGCACGACGCUGUUUCUGAAUAUGGGUACAGAUUUACACAGGAAAAGUUUACAGUCGACGAACCCCUUGUUAAUCAUUCCACUAAAUGGUUUAUUGGUGUUACAAUAGCAAAUGAUUUGAAACCAACUUUUGAUAAUUUAACUCCUGUUUUCUGGUUGAAUCCCAAAGAUGAUGAAUAUAUUCUUAAACCUGACCAUCCCGUGAUGUCUUACAAAUGGUAUAUUGUCAACCUACAGUCUACUGGAUUUUACAGAGUGAACUACGAAAACAACAAUUGGUUGGCGUUAAUAGAACAACUAAAAAAUGCACCAGAAGUUUUACACGUUUUAAACAGAGCUCAAUUGGUUGAUGACUCUUUUAAUUUAGCGAGAGCGGGAAGAUUAAACUACACAGUACCUUUAGAACUUACAAAUUAUCUGGAUAAGGAAAAUGAUGUCAUACCUUGGUAUUCAGUGAUGAACAGUUUUAAUUAUAUUUUGGAUCGAAUGAGACGCAGUCCUUUGUACUCAGAAAUUGAGAAUUACGUUAGUGAUAAGGCAUUAAUAAUCUUCACCAAAUUACAACUUCAAGUAGAAGAGAAAAAAAAUAAAACGUACGCCAUCAAUGCCGGUUGGAACACAUUCAGUGUUUGGGCUUGUAAAUUAAAUGUACCGACUUGCGUGAUACCGGCAACUAGUUACUUCAAUGCAUGGCUGAAAGGUGAAAAGAUACCGGAUGAUCAAAAAGACGUAGCUUUUUGCGUAGGUUUAAAGUUUCAUCCUGAAGCGGAUACUUGGAGCGAAGUUUUCCAAGUUUACUUGAAUACACAAUCCGCUUCUGAACGAUAUUCGGCACUAAACGCGUUAGCUUGUACACAAAAUCAAUCUUUAUUAAGAAAUUAUGUGGAACUAAUUUUGAAAGGACCGAACGGUCUGAUACGGCCCCAAGAUUACAGAGCUGUAUUUAUUUCACUGUCUUCCACGUCGUUGGGCAUUCAAACUCUUUUAUUUUUCCUUCGGGAUAACUGGGAUCGUAUAUGUAAAGAAUUACCUGAUGGUGAAAGCGUGGCUGAGACAAUUUAUUCAGUAUUAGCAUCAAAAGUGUCACUGGAUAGUGAAAUAUAUAUAAUGAACAAAAUAAGAUCGAAAUCGGGCGUCUCAAGUACACUGAAAAAAAAUUAUGAUUCUCUAUACAAGCAAGUCGAAAUAAAUCAUAAAUGGUUUGAUACCUACUCCAAUGACAUUAACGAAUUUGUAAGGCUGAAUUCCUCAAAAGAUGAUCCGAUUAGUCCCCGUACAAGUUCAGCUAGCCCAACAAAUUCUGUUGGAUCUCUUAGCACGAUCACUUGCUUUACCAUCAUUCAAAUUAUAUUUCAACUAAUAAUCUACUUUAAAUAAUUAAAAGUAUAAUAUA
This is a messenger RNA of Adelges cooleyi (spruce gall adelgid), 5968 nucleotides long. RefSeq lists its product as uncharacterized. The transcript has 24 exons. NCBI's taxonomy places the organism in Eukaryota, Metazoa, Arthropoda, Insecta, Hemiptera, Adelgidae. Gene Ontology annotation, biological process: peptide catabolic process; proteolysis. The coding region runs from base 139 to 5952 and encodes 1937 amino acids. Gene Ontology annotation, molecular function: metalloaminopeptidase activity; zinc ion binding; peptide binding. Gene Ontology annotation, cellular component: cytoplasm. The record is from RefSeq and is a predicted model, not a curated record.